This is a messenger RNA of Hemiscyllium ocellatum (epaulette shark), 2304 nucleotides long. RefSeq names its product AMMECR1-like protein. The record is from RefSeq and is a predicted model, not a curated record. Lineage: Eukaryota; Metazoa; Chordata; Chondrichthyes; Orectolobiformes; Hemiscylliidae. Bases 239 to 1369 code for a protein of 376 amino acids. The transcript has 7 exons.
GCGGUGCGCGCAGGCCACCCCUUUUCCAUGCGCCGCGUUGCGGUGGCCGCCGGGAUAGUGGAGGGCAGUCUCGGUCCUCCGGCUUCUUCAGUCUUUCCGCUGGCUUAACUGGCCGCGUUUUCUCUCGGCCGCGGUCUUUCUCUCUCCGUGUCCCCCCCUCCUCUCAAACACACUCCGCCCGCUCACGGUUGCGCUGUCGGGGGUUUCUGGUGAAGUCUGUGCUGCGUGAUAUGGCUCGAUGAUCGAGGAGGGAAUGUGUGCCAGGAAAGAGGCCGGCCUCCUGCUCCUGCCCUUGUUUGAGACUGAGGGACCGUCCCAGGCUGCACUCUCCACUGUACCAGGCUGCCGUGCUGACACUGUGUUACAGAGGAGGAUGGGAAAGAGGCGGUGCCUUCAAGUGGAGCCAACGCUCGAGCAGAAGAUAGCAGCGGGCUGCUGUGGAGUGAAGAAGCCCAAGUUAUCGGGCAGCAAUGUUCACAAUCAGCUGAACCACCCCGGCACGGGCCUAGGCUGUGGCUCGGUGCCUGGCCUGCAGUCUGGAACAGCCCUGGGGAAUCAUCACAACCACAGCCAGAACCACAACUACAGCCAGAACCAUUGCGAGAGGAACAACCGGGAGAGCAAUGGGAACCUGAACUCCUUGAACUCUGCACUCAGCCCUGUGACUGGGCUGACCACAGUGGGAAACCGUCCGAACGGAACUGGGCUCAGUGGAACCAGUGGAGUGAAUGUGAGGAACUUGGUGGUGACCGCAGAGAUGUGCUGCUACUGCUUUGAUGUGUUGUACUGUCAUCUGUACGGAUUCCCACUGCCCCGAUCACCCAGGUUCACCAAUGACCCAUACCCAUUGUUUGUAACGUGGAAGAUGGGCCGAGAUAAACGUUUGCGAGGCUGCAUUGGGACCUUCUCUGCCAUGAACCUCCAUUCAGGACUCAGGGAAUACACACUUACCAGUGCUCUUAAGGACAGCCGCUUCCCCCCGCUGACUCGUGAGGAACUUCCCAAACUCUUCUGCUCUGUUUCGCUGCUCACUAAUUUCGAAGAUGCCAGUGAUUACCUGGACUGGGAGGUGGGAGUACAUGGGAUUCGGAUAGAGUUUGUGAAUGAAAAGGGAGCAAAACGCACAGCAACAUACUUACCAGAAGUGGCCAAGGAACAGGACUGGGACCAGAUUCAGACCAUAGACUCUCUUCUGAGAAAAGGUGGUUAUAAAGCUCCAAUCACAAACGAGUUUAGGAAAGCAAUCAAGCUGACCAGGUACCGCAGUGAGAAAGUAACAAUCAGCUACACUGAGUACAUGGCAUCUCGACAGCACUAUUUCCAGAAUGGCACUCUCCAUGCCCCACCUCUCUACAAUCAUUACUCCUGACAACAGGCUGCAGGACCAAUCACGGGACUCCACCUACGACCUGAUCGGGGCUGAUGCCUCCACUUCCUGGUCUAGUUACUUUUACUACUGCACUAUUUUAUGAUGCUAGCUUCCGUUGCCAAGCAAGCCUUCGGUCAGCGCUACCUCAGACAGACUUGGCAACGGAACGCUGCAGCAAAACAGUAGAAUAUCGUUGGGGAACGGGGAGGGAUUUCUAACAAAUCUUGUUUCUGUUUCUACACUUGUUUACCUAUGUUUGCCUUACUUUGGUAACUUGCAGGUCUCCAGUUAUGAACUGCAGGUUUUAGUACUGAAACCAUUGAUGUGUGUAGGGUGCUCAGGCUCUUUGAUAAUGGACAACGUUUCCACUAAGUUACUAUUUUCAGUCGUGUCUCCCUGUGUCACAUGGCUUGCAGUUUUCAUGUGGGCCAAGACUCCUCAAAACGCAGGUGAAGGUUGAGGAAAAGUCCUGUGUAACAAAAACUUCACUUUGACAUAGCAGUGGUCUGCCAAUGUGGUGCAACUGAAAAUAGAGUCAGGACCGAAACGUUUUCCCUUGUUAUUUACCAAGUCUUGUCCCCUCCCCCGGCCCCGGCCCCCGUUACACAAGUAUUACCUUGAAGCAAGUAACAGUUGUGCAAGGUUGCCAAGUGCCCAACUGGCCGAAGCGGUUACUUGUCAUGUGUCUGCCAGUCAUGUAGAUACCAAGUGUAGUUGCUGGAUUUCUCUGCACAUUAUCCAAGAGUACAGCACAGUCCCAAAACCAGCGGUCACUCUGGCAAUCAUCUGGUUAGCUUUUAAUCAACAGUAUUGGAGGGGCACUAAAAUCUAGUAAGAUUUUGUUUUCCUUUGGCCUCAUUUGCUACUUGUAUAUCUAUAGCCCAAACGUAUACAUUUUGUGAAUGAAAACCCUUUGAUAAAGUGAAUUGUAUUUA